CGCGGCCGCGCGCGCACCUUUUCUCUUCUCUCGAGCCUUUAGAUCGCCGGAGGCCUGCGGCGGUAACUCUUUUGUUUCGCUUCGCUUGCUCUUCUUCUUCUUUCUCUUCUGGUGCUUGCUGCUGGCGCUCCGCUCCGCCCCGUUGCUCUGCUCCGCUCUCUUCUGGCUGGCUGGCUGGCUGGCUGGCCGCUGCUCCGCUCGCUCGCUCGCUCGGUCGGCUCGGCUGGGGCUCUGGGCCUGGGCUUGGGCUUGGGCUUGGCUGGGUGCGCGCUUUGUUCUGGACUGGCGUCAAUAGGAAGGAGGUGGCUGCUGCUGGCUGGGGCUAGUAGGACGAGCGGGCGAGGGAGAGAAGGCCGCGAGGAGGGACGAGGGAGAAGAGGAGGGGGCGAGGAGGAGGACGACGAGUAGGGAUCGAGGUGGAUCGAUUGACUGCCGGGUGUCUGCGCGAGACGGAGAGAGGCAUCGCACGAGAGUCGGAGUCGGAGGGAGAGAGAGAGAGAGAGAGAGAGAGCGAGAGAUAGAGAGGCCGAGAGGAAGGGAGAGAGGGAGAGAGAGAGAGAGAGAGACACGGGUUUGGGUCGUUCGCGUAGGUUAUUGAUCAGUUAGCCGCUCUUGCGAGGCGAGGCAGGCGGGAGGGGAGGCACGGGCGCCCGCACGCAGACUCAGGUGGUGCAGCAGCGGCAGCAGCAGAGGAGAGAGAGAGAUUUCGAGCGCGGUUCGGUCGGUCGAUUGGUGGACGCUAGCGAGGCGAGAGACCAGGCAGUCGACGAGGACGAAGAGGGGCGAGACCUCGAGGAGGCGGAGGCCGGCGAGAGAGAGAGAGAGAGAGAGAGAGAGAGAGAGAGAGAGAGAGAGAGAGAAGCACGAGGCGAGAGGUUGGUGGAAGUUAGGGAAAGGGGUCUUACGGAUGCCUGCAGGGGGAGGAUUUGAGCGAGGAAAUUGCGAAGGUGGAUUAGAGCAGGAAGAGGUGUUGGUGCAGUGGUGAGAGUUGGAAGCCGGAGGCGGAGAGUAAGCCGAGUGUAGUGGCACCGGGCGGAGGUUGGAGGCGGGUUGUGGGGACGGAGACGUUUGCGGUUUUCGUGGGGUGGGGGGGAGGGAAGGGGUAGGCCGAGGGGUGAUGGACGCGAGUGUGCUGGACGACAUUAUUUUGCGGUUGUUGGAAGUGCGGGCAGGAAGGCCAGGCAAACAAGUCCAGUUGUCCGAGGCGGAGAUCCGGCAGUUGUGCUUGGCGUCCAAGGACAUUUUCUUGGCGCAGCCGAACCUGCUAGAGCUCGAGGCUCCUAUCAAGAUCUGUGGUGAUAUCCAUGGGCAAUAUUCAGAUCUUUUGAGGCUGUUUGAAUAUGGCGGUUUUCCGCCUGAGGCCAACUACUUGUUCCUUGGGGACUAUGUGGAUCGAGGAAAGCAGAGCCUAGAAACCAUUUGCCUUCUACUUGCUUAUAAGAUCAAGUACCCAGAGAAUUUCUUUCUGUUGAGGGGCAACCACGAGUGUGCUUCCAUUAACCGAAUAUAUGGUUUCUAUGAUGAAUGCAAGCGUCGGUUCAAUAUUCGGCUCUGGAAGAUUUUUACCGAGUGUUUCAACUGUUUACCUGUUGCUGCCCUCAUCGACGAGAAGAUCCUCUGUAUGCAUGGAGGGCUCUCUCCAGAUUUGAAGAGUUUGGAACAGAUCAAGAAAAUUGCCCGACCCACAGACGUACCAGAUUCUGGGUUGUUGUGUGAUCUAUUGUGGGCUGAUCCCGACAAAGUUGUUACAGGCUGGGGUGAUAACGACCGUGGAGUAUCAUAUACCUUUGGCUGCGACGUUGUGACAGAUUUUCUGCAGAAACACGACCUGGAUCUCAUAUGUCGAGCCCAUCAGGUGGUUGAAGAUGGAUAUGAGUUUUUUGCCAAGAGGCACCUCGUCACCAUCUUCUCUGCGCCCAACUAUUGUGGUGAGUUUGACAAUGCUGGAGCGAUGAUGAGUGUGGACGAUACACUCAUGUGUUCAUUUCAAAUACUGAAGCCAGCCGAGAAGAAACAGCCUAAAUUUUAUGGUAAUUCAAAUUCUGCAAGACCAGGGACACCUCCACGCAUUGUAAAGGGAUGAUCAUUUGGGAGCUGGCGAGAAGGCAUGUGCUGUUGAACGUUAUAUGCCGUAUCAAGGCAGCAAGGGCUAGGCACUGCAGUUGUUCUUCUGGUGGGAUGAAGAAACCGUCUUGACUGAAUUGUCAAGGCAAGGUGAAACUUUGAGUGCUCUUGUGCAAAGGGGUUCAUUAUCAGUUUGAGUGCAUUUCAGCAGGGGCUAGAGCCAAUGAACACCAGCGCAAGGCACUUAGUAGCCUAGUAUUGGGAGCUGGAGGAGGUGUCUCCACUCGGGUACCGUACCGGAGGCAAUGUCUAGCUCUGUAUGGGGGUGCUAAGCGAGAAGAUUGGUAGGGUAUGGGUAGUCUGGUAGGUUUUCAUAUGAGCUGCAUACGGAGCUCUCAGAAAUCAUUGCAUUGUAUGUACAUUAGUGAGCGCAAACAGGCACAUGUUUUCAUCCGACGGUCCUGUCACUUCAGCUCAUGGUAAUCAAAUGGGCUUUCGUUUUGACAUGUACCACUUUUAAUCGCUCUUCGUCCAUCAGUCCUGUCCUGUCACAGUCAUGUUUCCGCGUCUAGAGAAGAUUGUUCGAAGAGUUUGGACCUACCCCAUCCCAAUCCACAUCCAGAUCUCAAUGAGCCUGUCGGUCAAUGCACCGGUGUGUGCUGUGCGCUUGUUGGUUCUUCUCUCUGUCUGCGUGCUUCUGGUAUCGUAUUGAGGCCCCGUCUGUCCAGACAGGCAAUCCCACCAUGGAAGGAAGGUUUCUUAAGGCUGAAGUCAACUGGGGUUCUCAGUCGAGUGUAAUUACUCCAUGUGACGACCUCCCUGCCCUGUCCUGCAAUCUGUCUUUAGUUAUAAAAUAUGGGUACUCUACAAUUUACUCAGUUCUGUAAAUUUCUGUAGUGAAACCACUCAAGGCUUUUGCCCAAGGAGGGCAGCAGCAGCAUGCUGGUGUGGAGACAAUUAUAUCUGCCUGCCCUGAAAGCUUGCUUUCGGAAAGACAGCUUUAUCAGAAGAGAACUGCCUAUGCUUUUAGACCAGCAUUGAGUCUCUCGCUUGAGGAAAAAAGAUAGUUUGCUGAGUAGACCGGUGAUUUCAUGGAAACAAGGUUUGUUAACAGUGUAAAUUUUGUUCUGUAAGCAACUAGCACAUGGUUAUGAUGAUAAUGAGUUGAUGGGAAAUAUAAGGUGGUGAGCCAGACACC
This is a messenger RNA of Marchantia polymorpha subsp. ruderalis, 3262 nucleotides long. Lineage: Eukaryota; Viridiplantae; Streptophyta; Marchantiopsida; Marchantiales; Marchantiaceae. The record is from the annotation of a GenBank genome assembly.